Molecule: messenger RNA, 936 nt
Organism: Arabidopsis lyrata subsp. lyrata
Lineage: Eukaryota; Viridiplantae; Streptophyta; Magnoliopsida; Brassicales; Brassicaceae
Product: F-box/kelch-repeat protein At3g04660
Exons: 2
Coding region: 1-936 (311 amino acids)
Molecular function (GO): protein binding
Source: RefSeq, a predicted model, not a curated record
AUGGAGAACAAUCCAAAGAUACGAGAAAAUGACUCAUCAGAUUAUCUUCCUGAAGAACUGAUCGCACAGAUUCUGGUGAACUUGCCGUCGAAAUCCGUAGUCAAGCUCAUCGUCGUCUCGAAACUGUGGUCUUCUAUAAUCUGCAGCAAAUCUUUCAUUGAUCUGUAUCUAGAACGAUCUUUGAAUCGUCCAUGUAUUCUCUUCUCAUUCCUUCGAGGCAACAUCCGGUUCUUUCACUCAAUCUUUGAGAAGGCAAUCUUAGAGGAAGCAGCAGCGUCUCCGAUUGAUGAAUACAAAGUCUUGUGCAUGACGGUGUUGCAAGUUCCUUCCAACUCUGGUCCCGUUGUGAGCGAAGAGCAUCAAGUUUUUACUCUAGGAGGAGCUGAGAAGAAGAAAGAAGCAGCAUGGAGAAUGAUCACAUGUAAGGUUCCACAUUGUCCUGCAACGCAAGGGAUAUGCAUUGACGGUGUUGUUUAUUACGGAGCUUGGUCCAACAGUAAACGCAAAGGAUCUCUAAUUGUGGCCUUUGACGUGAGAUCGGAAGAGUUCACUCUUGUUAAAUUACCCGAUGGUGUCGAAAUUUAUUAUGAUCGUGAUUCUGAAUUGGUGAACUACCAGAGGAAGCUAGCUUUAGCAAAUCUCUCAUAUAAGGAAAAAUUUGAAUUGUUGGUUUUGGACAAACAAGAAUGGUCAAAUAUCUCAGUUAUGGUUCCUUCUUUGAAAGAUUUAGUUGGACAAGACUUGUUCUAUCUCAGAGGUGCCAUUAGUUCCGGCGAAUUCAUAUUCACACCAAUGCAUUCGGAUUGGUCGUCCUUUAUUAUCAGUUACGAUCGCAAGGAAGAGAUCGCCAGAAGAGUUGAGCUUAAAGGAAUUAAAGAUCGCUCGCCUUAUAUGAGAGUCUUCUUGAAUCAUGUUGAGUGUCCUAUCUUUCUCUAA